Peronospora matthiolae is the source of this 258-nucleotide messenger RNA. NCBI's taxonomy places the organism in Eukaryota, Oomycota, Peronosporomycetes, Peronosporales, Peronosporaceae. The record is from the annotation of a GenBank genome assembly.
AUGCUUUCUAGCGGAGCGUAUAUUGAACCACCGCGACGUGAAUGGCGUCCGGACGAGUUACCUCGUCCGCUGGGGUGCCAUCCACCGGCGUGGGACAGCUGGGAGCCUCGUGCCCAGCUGAUCGUUAAUGAUCUGGGUCUCGUUAAGCAGUAUGACGAGACCCACCCGCUGCGUUCGAAGAAGGGCCGUCGGAACACGACCUACCCGAACGUGAGUACAGAGAUUGCAAGGUGUCAAUCCCUUCGGCCAUCUCAGUAG